AUGUUCGUGGAGCAAGUCCCCAUAGAUUUGCGAUCCGUCAAAACUUUGUGUAGAGUGAACCUGAAGUUUUGGACAGCUCCAUCCUGCUGCAAAUAUCUGAUACUUAAAGUAGAAGGACGAGGAGGACAAAUGAUCCAAUCGAGCUUCUGUGCAAAAUUUGGUAAAUUAUAUCCAUGGAGUAUUGCUCGUCUGCUGGCUAAGCUAAUGCUGUGAUUUACCUUGAUUUUCAGACAAUUUUCCCGCACAACAAAAUGGUGGUAUUAUUGAACGCGCAGUAGAAGAAGAUCCAGUUUCUAGGGGGUCAUUGAAUCUUAUACAACAAUGGAUUAGAAAGUGCAACGACAACCAGAAGCACUGUCCCCAGACAAAUCCCCCUCCACUCCCCACUCGAGUUCUGGAUCUCGGCGACGGCACGGAGUCUGAACCACGGCUUUUAGUAACAAGCAAGAAGUAUGGAUAUUACACAACUCUCAGUUACAGAUGGGGUGGCUCUAUCCCUAAGUGUACGACUACGGUAUGCUCGAUUUCACUUGAGACGCUCCCAAAAUCGUUUCGCGACGCGGCAAGAAUCACAAAAGCCUUAGGUAUACGGUAUGUGUGGAUUGAUGCAUUAUGCAUAAUCCAAGAUUCGAAGGAAGAUUGGGAAAAUGAAUGUCCGCAAAUGUGUAGCAUUUAUCAAAAUAGCUAGAUCACGAUUGCUGCACCGGAUGCUCCUAGCGCCGAGGCUGGAUUCCUUCACAGGCGUUCGAGACCAAUCUGCCUUCCUUACUACGACAGUGAGCGAACUCCUGCUGGGGAGAUGUGACUCCAAGUUCCUCCAAAGGAUUUCCCCGGGCGCUCUUUACUACGAGAUCGAGGAUGGGUGUUGCAGGAGGAAGUCCUUUCACGACGAACAAUUCUUUUUGGUACCGAAAACAAUUACUUCGAGUGUCAUGAAGUUAGAUAUUUGGAGCACCGCGGCCUGCUCAAACAAAUACCAAGAUAUAGUAAGCCAAACUUUCAGUGGCUUUAUGAGCCAGGUUUUGAAAAGGAAUGCGGAUAUGUCUGGAGACAAGUUGUUGAAGCUUACUCUCCAAGAUCUUUUACGUUUCCGACGGACAAGUUACCCGCUGUUUCUGGCAUCGCAAAAGAGUUCUCUUCAAAAACUGGAUACCAUUACCUUGCAGGACACUGGCGUGAGGAUUUGGUUUACUCCCUUAGAUGGCAUUACUCCCUUAGAUGGCAUUACUCCCUUAGAUGGCAACAAUGCGACAAAGCGCUUCGACUGGCAGACACUUACAGAGCACCUUCCUGGUCAUGGGCAUCUGUUGAUGGGGCAAUAGAUUACUCGUUUCGGAAUUUUCCAGAACCCGUGAACUCUGCUUACCCUGAGAUUAUCGACGUUUCCAUAGAUCUUGCCGGUUCAGAUCCUUUUGGCCAAGUUCGAUCGGGUUCCAUAACCAUUCGAGCGAAAGUCAAGAUGGCCGAGAUCAGACCUGGCACCUCAGAUUCGCAGCCCGUUUUAUAUGAAAUUCGAGAACAAGGAUUUUAG
Molecule: messenger RNA, 1531 nt
Organism: Hymenoscyphus albidus
Lineage: Eukaryota; Fungi; Ascomycota; Leotiomycetes; Helotiales; Helotiaceae
Source: the annotation of a GenBank genome assembly